This is a messenger RNA of Cydia fagiglandana, 914 nucleotides long. It is a transcript of the gene Alg13, whose product is annotated as UDP-N-acetylglucosamine transferase subunit ALG13 homolog. The coding region runs from base 77 to 601 and encodes 174 amino acids. The transcript has a single exon. Gene Ontology annotation, molecular function: hexosyltransferase activity. NCBI's taxonomy places the organism in Eukaryota, Metazoa, Arthropoda, Insecta, Lepidoptera, Tortricidae. The record is from RefSeq and is a predicted model, not a curated record. Gene Ontology annotation, biological process: dolichol-linked oligosaccharide biosynthetic process.
GUGACGCGGGUGACGUUUAAUUUUUAGGUUAUAUUGUUGUUUUUAUUUUGCGAUUAUACUAUUUUUGUCCCAUAUAAUGUCAACAAACUACAAAAAAAUAUUCGUCACCGUUGGCACAACAAGAUUCGACACUUUAUGUAAAACCAUCAAUAAAGAAUCCACACUCGAAGCAUUAAAACGGUUAGGAUGCAAAGAAGUAACCAUGCAGAUCGGUUCUAGCGAUUUAGAAACAGGUGAAUAUGUAAAAUGCGGGAUAAAGCUGCAUUUAUACAAAUACAAAGAUUCCUUAGACGAGGAUGUAAUGAACGCCGACCUGGUUAUAAGUCACGCCGGGGCAGGAACUUGUUUAGAAGUUUUAGAAGCUAAUAAACCACUUCUAGUCGUCGUCAACGAGGACUUGAUGGAUAACCAUCAGCUGGAGCUAGCGGAGCAGCUGCAGGUCGACGGACACUUGUACUAUUGCACGUGUGACACGUUGGAAAGCACUUUGCAAGAAGUAGAUUUUAGUUUGCUCAGGCCGUUUCCUAAGCCUGAUGCUUCUUUGUUUGUUAAGUUUCUAGACGAUGUGUUCAAGGUUACACUACCUUCAAGCCAGAAAUAGUACAUGCAUAUAAAUAAAACGAGAGAAAAUUUACUUGCCCAAAGGAAAUGUAAGUUGUAAUUUUUUGUACUGAUAUUAAUAUGUGCUAACAUUUGCACAGAAAAUUAGACACUAUUAGUUUUUAUUUUUAACUAAAUGAUCUAUUAAUCUGAAUAGUGUUAAAGAGUUAAAUUGGUUAUUAAUGUUAUUAUGUAAGUUGGUUAAAUAAUGUUAAGGAGAAUUUAAAGCAAUUCAUUUCAUGAUUGUUUAUAUAAAAAAAUACAUAAUAUUUUUAAAUAUAUUGAAUCACAUUCCUGAUUUAGCAGUUAGUAUG